AUGAACUCGCUGCCUUUUAUCUCGGCGCAGUUCGACGCCGAAGGCAACAGUUUUGCCAGUGCAUAUCAAGCCCUCGAUGCUCAUCGCAUCCGAGUUACCCCUGUGCAAUCUGCCGACACUCCUUCUGUCGAGUACGCAUGUGCGAAGGGCGUGAAAAUUACCUGUUUGGUCUGGAUCGCCGGAGCAGAAAAGCAGAAGCCUCCUUCCCGCAAGCGUGCAAAGGCGGCUGAUCAGACUGGCGGCGCCCAGAUCGCGGUGGGUACCUCCACAGGCACCAUCCUGGUCUAUAGCCCGUCUUCGAAUCAGGUUCUCAAGACUCUUGGCACUGCUCCUUCUCCUGCUGUGGUUGCCUUGAGCGCUCAAAAUGACAAAUUGUAUGCCCUGCAUGCAGAUGGUACUAUUGCUGAGUGGAAUGUCGCUCGUGAGUCUGUUGCACAUACAAAAUCAGAGCUGCCCGACCUGACCGCCGUGGCUGCGCUCCCGGAUAAUGGCCUUUUGUUGGCAAAUACCCAGCCUCACUUGUCCACCAGUGAAAUCACAUCGCCCUCGGCUUCUUUUGCUGGCUUCGCCUCGCCUGUACGUCAAUUAGUCGUGGGGGCUGCCGGCGAUCGUUUUUUGGCUAUUGCCGAACAAGACCGCCUGAUCCAGUCUUACUCUGUAUCUGCUGAGAACAAUGGACACCCUCUAAACUUACUUUCCGGACCCUCUAAUGCUACAUUUGCAGCUGUUUCUAGCGACGAUUCUGGUCUAGCCGUUGCCACGGAUGAUGGUACUGUAUUGCUUUUUUCCGAGCCGUUCAAGUCCGCAGAGCAACCCGGAUCAAACUCUUCUAGCCGCCGGCGUGCAAAACCUCAGUACGCUAAACCCACCGCCAGCAUUGUCGUCAAGCGUCCGAACGGCGAUCAGGUCAAUGUUCAGCGUGUGUUUUUCUUGGACGACUUCCUUGUCCUUUCGUGGUCCGAACAGGGAGCUGUUCCCAUAUUUGCUCGCGUUCAAUGGAAAAAAGAUGGGCAAAUUAUUGACGAGACGGUUGAACUCGUCAAAGACUUUGCUGCUCCUCGUGCGUCUGAGCACUUGGUCAAUGGCGUUGACGCAGCUGCCGUUCCUGCCUACAAAGAAAGUACAGCUACCAUUUCAAGCGGCCAUCAUGUUGCUGAUCUUGAUGAUGAGGAUAGUGAUGAGGAGGGCGGUGAAACCCUCGCUGACCGCCUUGAAGCGUUGGAGGUUAAACGCCAGCAGCUGCUCGAAGACAGCGACGCUGAAGACGAGGCCCACAAAGACGGCGAGUUCAGCCAAAACGGAGGCGCUGGUAAAAUGAAGCUCUCCACUCCGGGCUCGUUUGCCGCUUUGCUAAAUCAGGCACUGGUUGCCGGUGAUAAGCAGUUGCUGGAAACCUGCUUGAGUGAACGUGAUGAAAAAACUAUCAAAACCUCGAUUAUCAAACUCGAGCCGUCGCUUGCAGCCAAAUUGCUCGAGCGGUUGGCUGAGAAAAUGGCCCGCGUUCAGCACCGGUCCGCCCAGCUCACUGUUUGGAUAAAAUGGGUCAUUGUUGUACACGGUGGGUACCUUGUCACUGUCCCGAACUUGCUGAAGACGCUGGCGUCAUUGCACUCUACAUUGGCCACGCGAGUUGCCAUCCUACCCCGCCUUCUUGCGCUCCAGGGCCGGCUGGAGCUCUUGAGCGCUCAGCUGGACGUUCGCGGUGAAAUCCUCGAAAGCAGCCGUGAGAUCGAAGACGACACCGAAGACAUUGCUGAGGCAGUUUACACUGAGGAUGCAUUCAUUGUCAAUGGUGAGGAAGACUUUGACGAGGCCGGCGAGGACGAUGAAGACGAGCAGAUCGAAGAAGACGAAGAUGUCGAGAUGCAAAUGGAAUUAGACGACGAAGAAGAAGCUGGAUUUGAGGACGAAGAUGACGAAGACGGUAAUGAUGAAGAGGAUAGCGAGGAUGAGUAG
This is a messenger RNA of Wickerhamiella sorbophila, 1956 nucleotides long. RefSeq names its product U3 small nucleolar RNA-associated protein 5. Gene Ontology annotation, cellular component: nucleolus. NCBI's taxonomy places the organism in Eukaryota, Fungi, Ascomycota, Dipodascomycetes, Dipodascales, Trichomonascaceae. The record is from RefSeq and is a predicted model, not a curated record. Gene Ontology annotation, biological process: maturation of SSU-rRNA from tricistronic rRNA transcript (SSU-rRNA, 5.8S rRNA, LSU-rRNA). Gene Ontology annotation, molecular function: protein binding. The coding region runs from base 1 to 1956 and encodes 651 amino acids. The transcript has a single exon.